Messenger RNA from Pomacea canaliculata, 3900 nucleotides. Its product is annotated as exosome RNA helicase MTR4-like. NCBI's taxonomy places the organism in Eukaryota, Metazoa, Mollusca, Gastropoda, Architaenioglossa, Ampullariidae. The coding region runs from base 183 to 3269 and encodes 1028 amino acids. The transcript is spliced from 26 exons. Gene Ontology annotation, cellular component: nucleus. Gene Ontology annotation, molecular function: ATP binding; RNA binding; RNA helicase activity. The record is from RefSeq and is a predicted model, not a curated record. Gene Ontology annotation, biological process: maturation of 5.8S rRNA; RNA catabolic process.
AAAACUAAGUAUAAUUUUUUUAAUAAUUAAAUUUUCUACAUAGCUACAUAACUAUUUUCAACAGUUUUAAGUGAAGUCUUAUACUGAAAUUACCAUUUGUUUUAGACAAAUUAUAAAAAGGGUAACAGUUUGUCGUGGUUUCUUUCAGUGCGGGUCUAGCUUAUGACUGCACACAUGUGAAAAUGGCUGACGCCUUUAGCGAUGAACUGUUUGAAGUUUUUGAAGAAAAGUCUACACCUCUGCCAGUUGCCCGACCUAGCGAAACAGUAGAUGUUGAAGUAAAGCCGUCAAGAAGCGACGCUGAAAGAGCAGAGGAUUUGCUCAGAAAAAUUACAUCAAAAAGACCAGCAGAAGGUGACACAAAUGAAGGGAUUGGGAAAAAGGCAAAGACUGAAGAUGGAGGAAGUUCUGUUGAAAUUAUGCCUCGAAUUCAAGUUCACAAAGUAGAAACAGUAGAGGCUUGUCUUCAUGAGGUGGCAGUUCCACCUGAACAGGACUUUGUCCCUCUGGUUCAGUCACAGAGCAAACCUGCGAAAGAAUACCCAUUCAUCCUUGACCCUUUUCAGAAGGAGGCUAUCUUGUGUCUGGAAAACAAUCAGUCUGUCCUUGUCUCUGCACACACAUCAGCUGGAAAGACUGUUGUAGCUGUGUAUGCCAUAGCAAUGUCUCUGCGUGAUAAGCAGCGAGUCAUCUACACAUCACCCAUCAAAGCAUUGAGCAACCAAAAAUAUCGGGAGUUGUAUGAGGAGUUUCAAGAUGUUGGUCUGAUGACAGGAGACGUCACCAUAAAUCCGACAGCCAGCUGCCUGGUCAUGACAACAGAGAUCUUGCGUAGCAUGCUGUACCGUGGUUCAGAAAUCAUGCGUGAGGUGGCCUGGGUAAUUUUUGACGAGAUCCACUACAUGAGAGACAAAGAACGUGGUGUUGUAUGGGAGGAGACCAUUAUACUACUUCCAGACAAUGUUCACUAUGUUUUCCUAUCUGCUACCAUUCCCAAUGCCACCCAGUUUGCUGAGUGGGUUUGCCAUUUGCAUCAUCAGCCGUGUCAUGUUGUGUAUACUGAUUACCGUCCUAUCCCUCUGCAACACUACAUCUUCCCAGCUGGAGGGGAUGGGCUGCACUUGGUUGUUGAUGAAAAUGGAGAUUUUCGGGAAGAGAAUUUUAAUACUGCCAUGGCAGUGCUGCGAGAAGCUGGUGAUGCAGCUAAGGGAGAUCAGCGUGGCAGGCGUGGAGGUGUCAAAGGAGCUCACGAAUCAAGCAUAUUCAAGAUCGUAAAGAUGAUCAUGGAGAGGAAUUUUGCCCCUGUCAUUAUCUUCAGCUUCAGCCGCAAGGAAUGUGAGGCUUACGGCAUGCAGAUGUCCAAGCUGGACUUUAAUACUGAGGAAGAAAAGAAGCUGGUUGAAGAGGUAUUUAACAAUGCAAUUGAUUCUUUGUCAGACGAAGACAAGAAACUUCCACAGGUUGAGCAUCUUUUACCAUUGCUGAAGAAAGGUAUUGGCAUUCACCAUUCAGGCUUACUGCCUCUUCUGAAGGAGACAAUAGAGAUUCUGUUCUCUGAGGGCCUCAUUAAGGCAUUGUUUGCCACUGAGACAUUUGCCAUGGGGCUCAACAUGCCAGCAAGAACAGUUCUUUUUACAAGUUGUCGAAAAUUUGAUGGCAAAGACUUCAGAUGGGUGACUUCAGGUGAAUACAUUCAGAUGAGCGGGCGUGCUGGACGACGUGGACUAGAUGAACGUGGCAUUGUUAUUCUUAUGGUGGAUGAUCUAAUGAGUCCUAAUGUCGGCAAAGCCAUUGUUAAGGGCUCUCCCGACCCUCUGAACAGUGCCUUUCAUCUGACCUACAACAUGGUGCUUAAUCUUCUGAGAGUGGAAGAAAUCAACCCUGAGUAUAUGCUGGAGCGGUCUUUCUACCAGUUCCAGAAUUAUGCUGCCAUUCCAGGACUCUUAGAAAAACUCAAGAAAUGUGAAGAGAAAUACAACGCCAUGUCUGUUGCCGAUGAAGACCAGGUUUCUUCUUACUUUCGCAUCCGCCAGCAGUUGGACAACCUGGGGAAAGAACUACGUUCCUUCGUUCUUAAGCCAGUUUACCUUCUUCCUUUCUUACAGCCUGGUCGGCUUGUUAAGGUGAAAAACAAAGAUGAUGACUUUGGUUGGGGUGUGGUGGUAAAUUUCCAGAAGAAACUUGAUCAGUCAGGAGCUACAGAAGACAGUGGACCACUUUAUGUUGUGGAACUUUUGUUAAAUCUGAGCAAGGACAGCAGUCGCAGCCGCAAUACAUCCAACAUUAAGCCUUGUCCAAAAGGAGAGAAGGGGGAAAUGCAGGUGGUGCCCAUCACGACAAAACUAAUUCACUUUUUAAGUGCUAUUCGUGUUUACAUCCCUAAUGAUCUUCGUUCUGCAGAACACAGGCUCAGCGUCCUCAAAUCUCUUCAGGAAGUAGAAAAACGUUUUCCUGAUGGCAUUCCCCUACUGGAUCCUAUCGAAGACAUGGGGAUCAAAGAGAAGGGACUCAGUGAGGUUGUCAAGAAAAUUGAAGCCUUUGAACACAGACUGUAUACUCACCCAUUGCACAAAGACCCUCGGUUGGAGGACCUGUACUCCACAUAUGAAAAGAAAACAGAACUAGGGAACAGAGUGAAAGCACUACGGCUGGAGCUAAAGAAAAAGAAAUCCCUGCUACAGAUGGAUGAGCUUAAAUGUCGUAAACGUGUGCUGAGACGUCUGGGCUAUUGUACAGCUUCUGAUGUCAUUGAAACAAAAGGUCGAGUGGCUUGUGAAAUUUCAAGUGGUGAUGAGUUGGUGAUUACCGAACUCCUCUUCAACAAUGUUUUCAAUGACCUGAGCCCAGCACAGUGUUGUGCCCUGCUGUCCUGUUUUGUAUUCCAGGAGCGGGCAUCAGAGAUGCCAAAGCUAUCUGAAGAACUGUCAGGCCCACUGAGGCUUAUGCAGGACACAGCCAAACGGAUAGCCCGUGUCAGUAAGGAAGCUAAGCUGGAAAUAGAGGAAGCUGAGUAUGUUGAAUCUUUCCGUCCCCACAUGAUGGAUGUGGUGUAUGAGUGGUGUAAUGGCUGUUCCUUUGCCAAAAUCUGCAAGAUGACAGACAUCUUUGAAGGCAGUGUCAUUCGAUGUGUGCGACGACUGGAGGAGACCCUUAGACAGAUGGUGCAAGCCUCCAAAGCUAUUGGCAACACUGAGCUUGAGAAUAAGUUUGCAGAAGGCAUACGGUUAAUAAAGAGGGACAUCGUGUUUGCAGCAAGUUUGUAUUUGUGAGUCACUGUGUUCAUCAGUAAAUCAUUACGUUCAUCAGUGGAUUUCUAUGUUCAUCAGUGGAUCUCUUUUUAUUUUUUUACUGCCAGCCGUCAUUGACUUGUGGACUUGUGUGUUGGCAUGAAAAUAAUUUUGCUGUUGAUUGCACAUCAACAGCUCAGUUCUCCACUACCAUACUUAGUAAUGGUUUCAUGUAGAUGACACAUGCCUAGACAAAACAGGUGAAACUACCAGAGAACUGGACAACAUGUUAACACCAUGAUAUUUUUAAUGUGCAUAUGUAAAUAUAACUAAUACUGUCGGGAAAAAAUGAGAAAUAAAUGCUGUUGUUUUAAAAUUACAGUGUUGAUAUUUUUUUUUUUUUACUUUAUUUAGUAAGUCUAUUUAAACUUUUUAUAGUGACUCACAAAACCCAGUUAAUAUGGAAAAUCUCACUUGCCAAAAAAAGAGUGUGGGUCAGAGGUCUCAUUGCAAGCAAGAUUUUAUACUAUUCUUGACCGACUUGAAUGCUUAUAUUUUGACAUUAGUUGUUAUCAAAUGUCCGUGAUGCAGUAUUAAAACUAUGAUACUAAUAAGUUAAGUCUGAAUGUUUUGGUAUCAGCAAUCUGAACGUAAAAUAAAAAUCUAGACCUUU